AGCGCAAGUGGCGAGUUGGAUCUCUGGGCGCGGCAGGCGACCCGCCGGGCCCCACGUGGCGGCAGCUGCCUCCGCCGCCGUUCACCCGGGGCUGUGUGGAUGGCCACGGCCCCGUUGCUUCCUUACAGCAAGUGUCUAUUUGGCCGCGCUCGCGUGUCGCGAGCAGCGUGGCUGGUGUCCACUCCUGCAAGGCGGCGGCGGCGGCUCGCCGGCGUGGAAGAGCAGGAGGAGGAGGCCACCCUCUCUCUCGAGAGGGCCUCUCGAGAUCGGCCUCGAGUGGAGGAGGCUUCCUCACUCAGCACGCAGUGGCGUCAACAAGGUUAUCCAACACGAUGAGUGGAAGGUGGCGCGGAGGAAGGAAGCGAGGCCACUGGGUGGCACCAGAGCCUGGGCACAGGCGGAUGAGACACCGACACCGACCGAGUGAAGCACAUGGGGAGGGCACGUCUUCAGCAGCUGCCGUCUCACAGCUGGCCCAGACGGGGGACACGAGCGACGCACCAGAACUCCCAGGCUUCUACUUUGACCGCGAGAAGAACCGUUACUUUCGACUGCUGCCCGGCCACAACAACUGCAACCCCCUGACAACGGAGAGCAUUUGCGCACGAGAGAAGGAGCGCCAGCGUUUGCAGCUGCUCAAGCAGGAUGAGAGCACCAACAGGGUCCCUCAAAAUGGAGUGCCGGUCACCAGGGUGCUCAACGAGCGAAGAGCUGGCUUCCACUCGACACGAUCCUACAGCAGGUUGAUGCACGAGCUGAAGCUUGUGGCCAUGCAGCGGCGGGUGGUGCACUCCGUGAGUGGCGACUUCGGGCUAAUGGAGCUCGACUCAAAAUCGGAGCGCAUCUUCGCUCUGUACAACGAGCACACCCACUACAAGUAUGGGCUCUUUGACCUGUCCUGUCGGGAGGGCAAGCUCCAUACCAAGAUAUACGGUCUGCUCAAGGCUUCUCCCUGCAAGCUAAACUCCAUGAGUUGGGCAUCGUUCAAUGGGAAGGACUCUCAUAUUUUAAUUGCUCGCAAUGAAGUGGCGGUGAGUGACGGUGCGAUGCACGCGUCGGUGGAGCUGGUGCCCGUCUCGUAUUUCACUGGAGAAGGCACAGGCAUUGAUGCAAUCUUCAACUUCACCAUCCUCACUUUUUCCUGCGUUUAUGGCCGUCAUCCUCAACACAACCACUGCUUCAGUGCAGGCUGCUCGGGGAAGGCGGUGGUGACGGAUGUUGUUACCGGGCACCAGCAGACCAUCCACACACACAGCGACGUCUUGGCACAGUGCUUUGCAGAGCAGAGCCCGCUGCUGUACUGCGGCUGUCGGUCGGGCAAGGUGUGGCGGGCAGACCUGCGGGAGGGACAGGGCCCAACGGCUCGCGACGGCGAACGCUCGCUACUCCGGCACGAGUCGGCCAUCGUGGCCCUGCGCAUGCUCGCCGAUGAGAACUAUCUGCUCGCCAGUGACAUGGCCGGCAAGAUUAAACUGUGGGACGUGCGGACGCAGAGAAGCGUGCUUGAGUACCAUGGGCAUCACAACGAGCACGCCAUCCUCCCUCUGCAUGUCAGCGACGACGAGAACUUCAUCGUGGCCGUCGGACAGGACAACUCCACGCGCUUUUGGCGGCUUCGCGACGGCCUCCUCCUCCGCACCAUGCCAUCUGCCGUGCCCGUGUCCUGCACCAAAGCCGCCCCGAGCGUGGCACUGAUGCCGAGUCUCGGUGGCCCCCAUGGGGCACCUGGUCUGCUCGUGGCCGCCGGCCAGCGCCUCUUCCACUAUAGCUAUUGACAUCGCGUCCUGCUGUUGCCACAGGCAGGUUGGUGAGACAACUCUUCGUGUUCCAGUGCGCACCCUGUUGAAGAUUUUUGUACGCGGCUGGUGAUUCAAAAACCGCUGCGGAACACAAUUCUGUUUUUAAAGACAACCCUGAAAAACUAGCGACGUGCAUGUACAUACCUCGUCGGCAUAGAAGUCAGGGUGCAGUGGGGAGCCUACUGCACAAUGAACUUGGCUACCUGAAUGAUCCCAGUCACAGGUAACAUUCAAAUUAUAUUCCUGGCCACAGCGAAAUCCCAUCCUGUUCAGUCUCCCACAGCUCGUCUUGGACAGUUUACCACUUUGGUGUCGGCAAGGGUGUUCUAGCGUGUUACGCGCUCUCACUCGUCCAUGACCAGCCUCCGGUUUAAUGUUUGUGUCCCGAUUGCCUUUCCUUCCAGAACCCACCCUUGCCUGCUCUUCUAUUUAUUCAUUUUACUAUUCUAUUGAUUAAUAUUUAAUAGUUUAAGCCAAUUGUUUAUAUUUGUAAUACAAUUAGUUCCACUUUUUUGGUAUUGUCACAAACCUAAUUUCCUCCAAUCCUGAAGCCGUUUGUUCCCAUUGAUACACUUCUGUUUAUCCAGCUUAUCUCAUGGACUGUUGGCAUGAAGUGAAUACCUGGUGCGUUCCCUUUCUCUCGUUCCUACUUCUCCUGUAAUGGCUCCGUCUCCACCCAAGUUUCACUGUAAAUCUUUAAAAUCCUAACGCUUCAGUUUGUUCUGGCGGUUAAGACAAAUCAGCUGACAAAACUGUUUCCAUCUUUUAAAUUCUUCAUCCUGUCAGUAUCCGUUUUUUUAAAUCAAAGCUUGUCCAAUCUGGUGUAGAUUAUUCGAGUAUUAAUUGCCUUGCUCUUGAUUUGAAGUUGUAUGGAAUAAAAAAAAGUUUCAAUCCAUUUGCACAUUAAAAUUUGCUUUGUGUUCCAGGGAGUUGUGUUUAUGCAAUGCAAGAUUGAUUUUGCCCACAUUUUUGGCUUCAGUUUACAUUUUUAUGAACAAACACCGCAUCAUGUAGACUCACAGCCUGUAAAAAAUUGAUUGUGGAAAUAUUUACAUCACUGUACAUAGAUAAAUGAUUUAUCUUACAUGUUUAGGAAUAAAAGACACGGAAAAACCAGUUUGUAAUUUUUUUUUAUUUUCCACCUGGAAGUGACAAGAACUUGUAAAAUAUCACUUUUGACAAGUUAAAAGCUUAAAAUUGUAUAAUAGUGCAUCUGAGAAGUUUUAUUAGAGUUUGUCGCAAAUUAAACUCCUUAGUUGAUAAGGAAAUUAAGUAUUCGUGACCGAAUGCUAGGUUUUUGCGCUCAAUGCCAGUACCUCGUAUGAACACGGAUGGUGUAUUCAUGAAACCUACUGACAGUGAAGAAAAAAGAAUCCUAAUUUGAUAAACCUACAACUGGGGGGGCACACAUGAAGAGACCUGGCAGUGAAUCCAGCUUCAAUGCUGGACUUGAUUUUAAAUACAUGCCUAUCAACCACUUUUUAUUUUAAUGCCAAACAACAAAAAAUUUGCCCAAGAUUAAGAUAAUGGAAAUGCAGGGCUGCAGGUUAGUUUAUUAAAACAUGCUGAUGGAAAUGUUAAAUGUUUAAAGUUUCACGUUGUUGAUAGGCUUUGAGUUGAUGAAUGAUGAAUUGGUUUAAACAAUGAGCACUAAAAUAAGCUAAACAUUUUGUUUAAAUGACAAACUGUAAAAUGAAAAGAGAAAAUAAACAUCUACACAGGUACAUUACUCGUGUAAACACACACCAUUGAAAUUGCCACAACCAAAAUUCAGCACUUGUGAAAAUGUAACGGCAACGUCGCUUGCCAUCCUGUCGCUGUGAUUCAACAUUCUUCAAAAGUCUGUCGCUCACCUCUCUGCUGCACUGAUGGAUGAUAUUCUAGGAUGAGAUGGCAAAACAAAUGUAUUGGCUGGUAACCCAGAUUGGUCAUCGGGCUCAUCAUUCUGCUGAAUAAGGAGUGGCAAAUUCGAAAUCCAAGUUACAAACAGCAAAAGGUCUCAAAUAUAUUUCAGAGGUUAUUAAUUUACAUAUAUUUCACUAAUAAUUUAAAGUGUGCCUUUUUUGCGCAACGGAACUCGCGUGUUAAAGGAAAUCUAAUUCACUAACAAUGCAAGGUGCGUAUCAUUUACCACUUAAUCUGGGGUCUCGCCUUCAUAGCACGUAACCAUUAACUUAUUUUUGUGUUGUAUAGUAAUUAUAUCUUAACAUUUGCAUCUUAUUGUAUUUCACCUGAAAAAGGACAAAGGUAGAACGCAAUGUGUAUAUAUAGUAAGUACAUCCUCAUGAACGCUAAUAUAGAUACACUACAAUUAUCUUACAAAAUCACAGCCCCCCCCCCCCAAAGCAAA
Messenger RNA from Lethenteron reissneri (Far Eastern brook lamprey), 4149 nucleotides. RefSeq names its product DDB1- and CUL4-associated factor 4-like. The record is from RefSeq and is a predicted model, not a curated record. Gene Ontology annotation, molecular function: protein binding. Gene Ontology annotation, cellular component: Cul4-RING E3 ubiquitin ligase complex. NCBI's taxonomy places the organism in Eukaryota, Metazoa, Chordata, Hyperoartia, Petromyzontiformes, Petromyzontidae.